CCUUACAAUCGACACCCACCAUCAUCAGGGUGUAAGGGGUGCUCACCUCUUAGGUGAGUCCCCCCUCUUACACGUAACCAACCAGAAUAAGCCACGUCAACUCCCCUCUAACACUCCCCUAAUACCCCUUUUUGAUGGCGGCACUCCCCUAUUAGGGGAGUUGGUUUCGAAAGUUGUGCCAUCUUCGAAAGAUGGUUUCGAAAGUUGGUUUCGAAAGUUUGUCAACGGUCUCCCUCGAAAGUUGUGCCAUCUUCACGCGGUAAACCCACACCCAAUUCACACCCCGAAUCGGGACCCCGCUUUGAUGGCGGCGGUGUUCCCGAUCGGGGAAACCUAUCACCGAACCACCUCACCGAAGACGCCCCGUACACCCUCAGUUUCUUCAUUUCUUCACUGAUUCUUCAACUCAAUCGUCUCAAAUUUAAGGCCAAUUGAAUGUCCAUUGAAUUAUCAUCAGUUGUGAAUGUCGAUUGAAUUUCCAUUGAGGUCAUGCAUUUAUCGAUUCAUGUAUGCGAUUAAUGGUACCACUCCUUCGAUGUAUUACUUAAAGAGGGAGAGAGAGUGAAGACUGGAGAAUACGGAGAGAGGGGACUUCGUCUCAUCGGCUCCUAUUUGUAAUUAUUUCAGUUCUUUCCCCCAACAGAGAAUGGGUUGAAGGUGAUUGUAAUUGUGACGGUGGAGGUGGUGGGUUGAAGGUGAUUGAUUGGAAAUUCCCGGUUUCAAGCUUCAACUUUCAACGUUUAACAAGUCUCACCUGCCGUGCUGUGUGUGAAACCACUGUGAUUGAUUGAUUGGAAUAUUCUACGAUCCGACAGACGCCAAAUCUUCCUGGCGGUAAACUGCACUCUCAAUUGAUCGAUUGUUUGUUCGUUUGUGUACUCAUCAGUGCCAAACGCCCAAACUUAGUGCUUGAUUGAUGUAGCUUCUUUGGCUAGGAAGAACCCAUUGGCACUUUCACAUCCGGUAAGUGUUUGAUGAAAUGUCUCAGUCAGUAAGUGUUUUAAAGGGCUCUUGUAUCUGUCUUUUUAGCCACUUGUUUAAUGAUUCUUGUUGAGAUUAGUCAUUCUGAAGUGAUAUUCUUGAUGGGUAUGAAAGAAAUCCUGGAGAUACGUUCCUAUUUUCAAAUAUUGUUGGAAAAUUAACCCACAUUCAGAUCUUUAUUUGUUGUGAAUCGUUAGGUGAUGGAAGGAACCUUCGUGCUUUCUUGUUAUGGUGAUAUAUUGAAGGAACACAUAUAAAUUGUUUGUAAUGUUAUUGGUUUGUUUACGAGUUGAUUGGUGUUAUAUGCAGUUGGGGAAUCAUUGCAUCUGUUUGAGGAAUAAAACUACUAGGCAAUGCAAAAGAUGUGCUCGAUUGAGGGUUUGCGCAUGACUUUUCAACCUCAGCCUCAAGUUUCAAUUGGUAUGGGUGUGAACAAUGAACUAUAUACACAGGUUGAAAUAGAUGGGGAUUUGUGGGGUAAGGGAGUUGGGAUGAAAUGGGAUGAAGCUAAGAUGCAUGCUGCGGAAGCUGCUUUUCAAAAUCUGAAAGCAAAGAUUGGCCAAUUCUCUCAAAAACGUCAACUUUCUUCUAGAUGCAGAUAUGGGUGGAACUUCCUUUAUUACUGGUCGCAUAAUGGAAUUAAAGAUUGGCUGGAUGGCAUAGAUAAAAAGAGCUGUUAUAAUGCUGGUCUGGGCGGCUACAGUUGGUAUUUUUAUUAUGGGCAUAUUCUGCUGUGGUUGCAAAUUGUAUAGGCUGUGGUCUUAAGCGGAAAAUAAUAGCCCAUAUUGGAGUGUUCCGCUUGUUUGUGAAGGCCAUGCUAAGGGUGUGUAAUCUGCUGAUUAAGUCCCAGCUGCACCGCUUGGGCUUAGGUACUCGUAUACAAUUGACAGCCCACUACGUGGUCACCUAAUAUAAUUGCUUCUACUCAUUUUAACAUGUUUUGUUUUUGUAUAAAUUAUUCUAAUUCUUUCCGCGUUGAUCAUGUCGGAUGUUGACGAAAUACCUAGCGCUCACACGAUCGAUCUUUUGAGAUGGUGUGAUGGCCCACCACCGAUUCUUCAUCUAAAUUUGAAUAAUUAUUUGCACUCUUUUGAGUUCAGUGUUGAUCACAGCAGUUGGAGGGCUUCAGUACAUCAGUACCAAAAGGGUAAAACACGAUACGCUCAUUACCAACAAACAGAUUAUCUAUUAGCAGAGUCAGGGUGGCAUUGCAGCUUCUGUAUCCGAACAAUUACAGAUUUUGUAUUCAAGAUGAAAGCUUACAGCCACACGGAUCGAGUCAGGUUCUCACACUUUCUUGACCCGAAAAGGAUUCAGAAUGUAAUAUGCAACGGUGAUGACUUGUACGAUAUGCUUCCUGAAGAGCACACGUUUAAGGAUAUCAUAGCGAAAAUAGGUCCAAUUUCUCAUUCUUAUUCAGCAGUCCAUCUUCCAUCAUAUCUAUUAAAAAAUACAGAUGAAUACAGGUAUCUUUUGCCCGGUAAUUGCAUCCGUGAAGCGGGUUGAAUUCGGGUUGAAUUUUGGUUUAAUGUAACUUUUCAUGAUAUUAACAUAGUUUAAGUACUUAUUUACCAAAAGAUUAUAGGUUGUAUUUUUUUUAAUUAAGGAGUGGUUAAGUUGUACAUUUUUUUCCUCCUAUAAUAUACAUAUGGAGAGUUUUGAAAUCU
Helianthus annuus (common sunflower) is the source of this 2648-nucleotide messenger RNA. Its product is annotated as RNA polymerase II C-terminal domain phosphatase-like 1. Bases 1335 to 1733 code for a protein of 132 amino acids. The record is from RefSeq and is a predicted model, not a curated record. The transcript is spliced from 5 exons. NCBI's taxonomy places the organism in Eukaryota, Viridiplantae, Streptophyta, Magnoliopsida, Asterales, Asteraceae.